Rotaria sp. Silwood2 is the source of this 2017-nucleotide messenger RNA. The record is from the annotation of a GenBank genome assembly. NCBI's taxonomy places the organism in Eukaryota, Metazoa, Rotifera, Eurotatoria, Philodinida, Philodinidae.
AAAAAAACGUAUAGAUGAAGAACAUAGUGAAAAAAAAACAAGCAUCUUCAAUUACUAGUGUAUACCAAGAAAAAUAACUACCUGUGUUAUCAAGAUGUUACGCUCCAUCGAUCACAGGAGGCACCAAUACUUUAUUUCAGAGGUAAUUUCAUUGCUAACGCUUCUGGAACUACUGUGGAGGAUAAAAGGUUAAAUUAAGAAAAAGAAAUACGAGAGUAAAAAAUGAUGUGCGAAUAGCAAUCAUACAGACUAAAAUACGGCGUUCAUAAACAAAGAAAAAAUUCAGUUCUAAAUGCGUCAAUAAAACGAGAUAGAUCCUUUCCUUAAUAAUUUAUUAUCAUGAAAAGCUUUUAUAGUCUACCAGAGAUUUUUCACGGUUGAUAUUUUCUUUAAAAUAAAUAAGUUUAAGCUCUCCAACAACAUUAAAUAAAAAAGUUUUUUUCAGGAUUAAAAUUGUAACUCUACUUUUGACAAAUCAAACAUGUUCUUGCAAUUACAAAAUAGUUUAAUAAUUAAUAAUAAUUUGGAGAUGUUUUAACCAUUUACUAAUUUGAUCUUCAAACGAAGAAAAUUUACUAAAACUUUAUAGUACAAUAAUAUAAAGAGAGAGAUCAAUUUUUCUAAAACAGUACAGCUCUGUUAAAAACUAUUUGAGUAUCUCCUGAGGUACCUCAUCAAUAAGUUCAAAAGCAAUCAUACUCACGCGCUAAAUGAUACUAAAAUAUAUAAUAUGUUUUUUAGCCGUUCACACUUAGUUUUAUAAUGUAUUCAUCGAUAACGAGCUUGGUUAGCGAUUUCUAACUUGUGCAUCAUUAUGUGCAUCGAUGGAGCGUAACAUCUUGAUAACACAGGUAGUUAUUUUUCUUGGUAUACACUAGUAAUUGAAGAUGCUUGUUUUUUUUCACUAUGUUCUUCAUCUAUACGUUUUUUUCUUCCUCUGUAUCCCGUGCUGUUAUGAAAUGAAAGCUUUACACCUUUAUUUUCGUACACCAACGCAUGCAAGUCAUAUGUCAAAAUUUUUCUUGUCACAGAGCAAAACGAAACAAAUAGCCUUUUGACCUCUAAUAUGAGGAAAGUUAGUAAUGAAUUGUUCAUUGGAAAAAUUCUUCACAUGAAUGAUUCGUUCUAUCGACUACAAAAAAACAUCUUAUAACACAAAAAUUGAUGGCAAUGAAAUCGGAACAAUUCCUGAAGAGGUCCUCGUAUUAUUAUGUUUUCAUUCCAAUCUCAAAGAACAUAUGAUAAGAAACCAUGAACACUCUCUUCAAUACUUUUCUAGAAACGGUGUUCAAAAACACCAUUUUUCUUAAACCAUCGUUCCUUUUCUUUCAAAGUUUCAGUUUGAGUACCCAUCUCUGUUAGAGCUGUUUUCGAUAGUAGAUGUUUAAAGAAAACUUUCGAACUUAAGUCAUUCAAUUUUUUUGCCAGAAAACUAUCGAGUACUAUAAGCUUUAGUGAAUAUCUAAAAAGUUUUAGUUUCAUGAGAACUGAACUACUACAAGUAGUUAGUCGACUCUCAAGAUUGUAGGUGUGAAUUCAGAGAAGGCUAAAAUCCUUACUCACACCCUCUUUAAAAUUGUUCACGAUAGAAAAAACGUUUCUAUUUACUAAUCUCAUCUGUUCUUUUUUGUAUGUAAAUGAUCCAAUAUAUAUCACCAAAGCAUGAUCAUCUAUUUGUUCUUCUAUCUGAUGGACCUAUUAACGAUCUUAAAUCUAUUUUAAUAUUAUUAGAAAAUCAAUCAUAUUGCGUCAUGAUCGUUUUUUUACACGUUCAAUCGCUGAUACACUGAAUAAACGUAAUUUAAAAGAAUUAGCUAAUGGAGCUAGUGGUGGUGGUUUGGUAACUGUAUUUGAAUCCAAUUAUCGUUCAAGAUGGAAAACAAAAGUACUUCAAAUAUUUGAGCAUAUUCAUCAACCAUGUGUAACAAAUAUGUCUAUUUAUUGGUAUGAAACAAUUGAUCAUCAACAAGAAAAACUUACUAAUCAACCACCGGAAAUAAUUCAAUCUUUCUUUUAA